AUGACACAAAUGUGCUUUAUCAUCCUGCUGAUGAGUAAAGCUGCUUCCAUCUCCGCACAGUUUAAUGGAUACAACUGUGAUGCCACCUACCACAGCAGGUUUCCUGGUGAGCGGGACAUCAGUGUAUACUGUGGUGUUCAGACCAUCACCAUAAAGAUCAACUUCUGUCCCGUGCUGUUUUCUGGCUACACCGAUGUAGAUUUGGCCCUGAAUGGUCACUAUAGUGACGCUCAGUGCCGUGGCUUCAUCAACAACAACACUUUCCCCACAGCGGUCCUGUUCAGCAUCAGCCUCAGCACUCUGGAGGCCUGCGGUAACAACUUGGUGGUCAGCACGGCCUACGGGGCCAAUGCCUAUGGGAACAUGUCUCUGGUCCAAAUUGGGAACGUCUCCGGCUAUAUCGACACCCCUGACCCGCCAGCUAUAAUCAGCUACCUGCCGGGGUUGCUGUAUAAAUUCAGCUGCAGCUACCCACUGGAGUACCUGGUCAAUAACUCACAGCUGGCAUCCUCCUCUGUUGCUGUAUCUGUCAAGGACAGUAACGGCACUUUUGUGAGCACACUGAGUUUGAUCUUGUAUAAUGACUCAACAUACACUCAGCCUCUCUCUAUUCCAAUGGCUGGACUGGCUCUGAAAACCAGAGUAUUUGCUGCUGUGAAAGCCACAAACUUAGACAAACGGUGGAAUAUCUUGAUGGACUACUGUUACACAACCCCCUCAGGGAAUCCUAAUGAUGAACUCCGCUAUGACCUUUUCUUUGGUUGCUAUAAAGACCCACAGACAGCAGUUUUGGAGAAUGGGAAGAGUCAGAUGGGGCGUUUUUCCUUCGAGGUUUUUCGUUUUGUUAAACACAGACACCAGAAGAUGUCGACUGUGUUUUUGCACUGCGUCACCAAGCUUUGCCGGGCAGACGACUGCAUCCUGCUCAUGCCAAUCUGUGGGCGAAGGCGCAGGAGGGAUGGAGAGGAGAGCCUUGCCUCCCCACCAGCGGCAUCUGGGAAUGCCAUCAUCACUGCUGGGCCAAUCAUCACCAGGGGUGAUGAAACUCCCGUGGACAACUCCAAACUUGCAUCUGGUGACCCCUCACAGCCAGUGAAACCAGUGAUCAGUGGUCUGAUCUCAAGCGUGGUUAUCCUGGGCGGGGUCAGUGUGGGCUUCAUCCUGCUGUCGCUUCACCUUCGGCAGAGGUCCCGCCUCCCAACGACCACAGCCUCGGAUGUUCAGAACCCCAGCUUUAAGUGA
This is a messenger RNA of Monopterus albus (swamp eel), 1242 nucleotides long. Its product is annotated as zona pellucida-like domain-containing protein 1. Lineage: Eukaryota; Metazoa; Chordata; Actinopteri; Synbranchiformes; Synbranchidae. The coding region runs from base 1 to 1242 and encodes 413 amino acids. The record is from RefSeq and is a predicted model, not a curated record. The transcript is spliced from 10 exons.